AUGAGGGGUUUACAGCCCUGGGCCCGAUAUGGGUUCCUGGUUGUAGCCCACCUGCUGGCCCUGGGACUUGGGGCUGUGGUACUCCAGGCCCUGGAGGGGCCUCCAGCACACCGGCUUCAGGCUGAGCUCAGGGCUGAGCUGGCUACCUUCCAGGCAGAGUACGGGGCCUGCCUCCCACCUGGAGCACUGGAGGAGUUGCUAGGUGCUGCCCUGGCAGCCCAGGCACAUGGGGUCUCCAGCUGGGGCAACAACUCAGAGGCCAGGAACUGGGAUUUGCCCUCGGCCCUGCUCUUCACUGCCAGCAUUCUCACCACCACUGGUUAUGGCCACAUGGCCCCACUAACAGCAGGUGGAAAGGCCUUCUGUAUGGUCUAUGCAGCCCUGGGGCUGCCAGCCUCCCUAGUGCUCGUAGCCACCCUGCGCCGCUGCCUGCUGCCCAUGUUCAGCCGCCUAGGUGCCUGGGUAGUGGUCCCCUGGCAGCUAGCACCAGCCAGGGCUGCACUGCUGCAGGCAGCUGGGCUGGGCCUGCUGGUGGCUGGCACCUUCGUGCUGCUGCCAGCACUGGUACUGUGGGGGCUACAGGACAACUGCAGCCUGCUGGAGGCCAUCUACUUCUGCUUCAGCUCCCUCAGCACCAUUGGCCUGGGAGACUUGCUGCCCAGCCAUGGCAGCAGUCUGCAUCCAGUGAUUUACCACCUUGGUCAACUCGCACUUCUUGGAUACUUGCUCCUAGGGCUCCUAGCCAUGUUGCUGGCCAUGGAGACCUUCUCAGAGCUCCCGCAGGUCCGUGCCAUGGUGAAGUUCUUCGGGUCUAGCGACCCUUUGACUGCUGAGGACCAGGAUGGCAUCCUGGGUCAGGAUGAACUGGCUCUGGGCACCCUGCCACCCACAGCUCCAGCCUCAGAACAGGCCCCAGCUUGCUGACAGGUGUUGGAUGACCGAGUUCAGCUCUUUUAAUGAACCUGCGGAGGAAGCCUUUCCUCCGGGAGUGGCUGGAGAAGAAUCUGGAGAUGGGCGUGGGGUGGGGUGCAUGUGAGAACCUCAGGGGAUAAUGUGUUACUAAAAAAUAAAAUGGAGCAACAACCUCAAGCGUGUUUUCACAUCUUUGAAAUGGGACUUGCCUACUGCCACCAUCCUUGAAAGGCCCAGG
Tupaia belangeri chinensis (Chinese tree shrew) is the source of this 1150-nucleotide messenger RNA. It is a transcript of the gene KCNK7, whose product is annotated as potassium two pore domain channel subfamily K member 7. Gene Ontology annotation, cellular component: plasma membrane. Gene Ontology annotation, biological process: stabilization of membrane potential; potassium ion transmembrane transport. The record is from RefSeq and is a predicted model, not a curated record. The coding region runs from base 1 to 924 and encodes 307 amino acids. The transcript has 3 exons. Gene Ontology annotation, molecular function: outward rectifier potassium channel activity; potassium ion leak channel activity. NCBI's taxonomy places the organism in Eukaryota, Metazoa, Chordata, Mammalia, Scandentia, Tupaiidae.